AUGCCACCCACAGAGGAGGAGGUCAGGCCCACUGGGCUGAGGCCAGGCCACCUGAGGAAACAGCUGGACCUGCUGGAGCCAGAGGCCCCUGGGCUGGUGCCUCCUGUUUGUCGGCCCACACGGGCAAUGGUCUGGUCCCCAGAGCCCCAAGUGAAUAGGGGAGCAAGGAUCGAGGCUGCCCUGCUGGGCCUUGGGACGCAGGCUGCCCUGCUGGGCCUUGGGAUGCAGGCUGCCCUGCUGGGCCUUGGGAUCCAGGCUGCCCGGCUGGGCAUGGGGCUGGUCCUCCCGGAGCUGAGGAGUGGGGGCAAUGAGGAACAGCAGAGCCCCAAUGGACUAAAUGAAAUUAAAGAUGAAAUUUCCUGUUGCCUUGUUACUCUUAUGUUCCAUGGAGAAAAAGGCUUUAUUAAGAUGAAAGACAGUGAAACAGUCAGCUUGGAAGAUAUUUUUGAAAUGUUUAAUAAUGAAAAUUCUCCAGCACUUCAAGAGAGACCAAAGAUAUUUAUAAUCCGGGCCUGCAGAGGAGACAGAAGAGACAAUAGUGUUGAAACAGAUGAUGAACCCAUGGACGCUGAUACCAUAUCAGAGAAGAGGAGGAGGCUGCCCACCUUCAGUGAUUAUUUCAUCAUCUAUCCCACCCAGGCAGAACAUAUUGCUUUACGGCACCCCCACCCUGGCUUUGUGAUGGUAGAAGCAAUGACUGAAGUCUUUAAACAGCAUGGCUAUAAGUGCCAUGUCACUGACUUUUUCACCAAAGUGAAUAAAGUGAUCCAUGCCGAAUUUCAUGUACAUAAGGAACCAACAGAAGUAUCAGUUGUAAUGGAAUCAGCUUUAACUAAAUAAGAAGGAAGUAAUCCGUUAGCCCCAUUGUGAAAAUCUACAAAGAGGCCUAGCUGGAUAGCUUCUCCUCUGGUCUGAAUAUGUCAGAUAUAUAAUCAGCCACUAUGGCCAUGGAUCUGCACAAAAUGUCACACAGAGUUGAAUGCCUUAUGUUUCUUUACUGAUAUCAAGCAAUACUUCCAGGACAGAUAGAUUUCCUGUUUGUUCUUUAUCUUGGCUAUACUUUAAAGUUAUCCUAGAGCAGAAGUCUUUCACCCUCCUUGUGAUAAAGCACUCACUCCACCCGUGUUCCAUGCUGUCUCAGAGUUACCUUUGACCAGGCUGACCAGUAGACCUAAACACCUAAGCUUAGGGAAGGGACCUGAAAUUAGGAAUCUCAUACAUUCAAGAUUAAGAUGGCCCCAUAUGGGGAUGUAAAGUGUAAAAUAUUAGGAACCCUUUUCCCAUCAAUGGGAUAAUCCCAAGUACUCUGUUCUUAGCCAUGAACUGGGCUUUGAUACAGGAGCUCAUAUUCCA
Trichechus manatus latirostris (Florida manatee) is the source of this 1353-nucleotide messenger RNA. Its product is annotated as caspase-14-like. Gene Ontology annotation, biological process: proteolysis. Lineage: Eukaryota; Metazoa; Chordata; Mammalia; Sirenia; Trichechidae. Gene Ontology annotation, molecular function: cysteine-type endopeptidase activity. The record is from RefSeq and is a predicted model, not a curated record.